Messenger RNA from Amoebophrya sp. A25, 1165 nucleotides. The record is from the annotation of a GenBank genome assembly. Lineage: Eukaryota; Dinophyceae; Syndiniales; Amoebophryaceae.
CGUGGACUGCUUUAGCUUCUGAUGUAGAUAGCAAGAGCGCUGGUCCAAGGUUCUAUUGUUGGUGGUCAGUGAUUAGGAGCAGGCGUGAAGAGCAACAAAUCCCAAUUACCAGGAGAAGAAGCCCAGCAACUUGCUAUCUUCUUCCCCGUACGGACAUGCGAGAGACCUACGCCAUGGGCCCAGACCAUCCAAGAUUCCUCGACAAACUCGCCAAGUUGAGGAAAUUUGUCAAAGACAAGAGAGCAAAACGUCAAAGAAUUAUCAAAAGCCAAGAAAGAAGCAAUGGCAAUACUAACAUCAAGAAUCAUUUUCUGUCCUCAACCUCAGCAACCCCAACGUCAACGUCAAGUCCCAGUGGUGAGUCUUCAUCCCCAAAAGCACUACCAAAAGCUGUACCUGUUUCUAGUUCAACGACGAGCCCUACUUCCUCAUCGCAAGGACGACCACCUGCCACUGUGUCUUCGAACGUCAUCACUUCCGCAGACGACCAAUCACUCGCUUUAGUCUACAUCAACCCCAACAACAGGAACGCAAAUACCUCUACCUCAUUGGUGCAAGCGAUUCCAGUCGCAAUAGCUCACUUCCGAAACGCACACAACAUCCUGGGUUGGGGACCUAACCUUGCUAGUAAUGCUAAUUUUUCUAGUAAUGGAAUUGGAAGUACAAGUACUAGCGAAGGAAACGCAAACGCACAAAUGGGACCGAGUAGACCAUCACUUAGACCAGCAUUGUCAACGCGAACUCACAAGUGGACUUUCGUUUUCCUGAGUAUAGUGGUCUCUGCGUCUGCAUGUAACUUGGUCCUAUUCAGUCUCUUCCUGCAUUUGAGGAGAAGAUAACAAGAUUUAGAUGAACAACAGGCGGUUACGGUUAGCCCACGAACGCCUUUUAACUACCCUUUCCCUUCCCUAUAAUAUUUAUUAACCUUUUUAAUCUCGAAUAUAUUAACCUUAAUCUCGAUCUCCAUUAUCUUGUUACACUCCGCAACGCAUCAACGCAAACACCUCAUGAAGAUCUGACAUUCUUGUUGUAUAUGCGUCCAAAGUGACGUAUGCGUAUCGCGCACAUAGAAUUAGAAUUGGCAUGACUAAAGAAGAGCUCCCCACGAAAGAGAAAGCACCUUUUUCCCGACCCUACUAGGAAAUGGAGUCAGAGUCACUUGGAC